Octodon degus (degu) is the source of this 3381-nucleotide messenger RNA. It is a transcript of the gene Ikbkg, whose product is annotated as inhibitor of nuclear factor kappa B kinase subunit gamma. Lineage: Eukaryota; Metazoa; Chordata; Mammalia; Rodentia; Octodontidae. The transcript has 10 exons. Gene Ontology annotation, molecular function: K63-linked polyubiquitin modification-dependent protein binding. Gene Ontology annotation, biological process: positive regulation of canonical NF-kappaB signal transduction. The coding region runs from base 582 to 1823 and encodes 413 amino acids. The record is from RefSeq and is a predicted model, not a curated record. Gene Ontology annotation, cellular component: nucleus; cytoplasm; IkappaB kinase complex.
GUCCCCACCGCCGGCCCGGCUUCACACUAAGGCCUGCUUUUCCUGCGCGCCCCCCUGGCGGUCCUCGCGCUCACGGAAGGCCCCACUUCCGCCGGCGGCGUGACCACGCCUCCCCAGCCUUCGCCUCGGCGGAUGGGUGGGGCCUCCGGAGCUUUGUCUGGGCUCGUCGGGUAUCGGUAGUGGGGGAGAGAGUCCUACGGCUGGGCAGGGUCUUGCCGGCCACUAGGGGCUGUGUACAUGGCGACGCCCUGGGAAGUAGAGCGUGAUUAUCACUGGUCAGCGCCCUGUGGAGUAGCCGAGGCCGGCCUACUCCCGCUCUCUGCAGAGCAGGAAUCGGCUUUGCAAGGCCUCGCAUCUCUCGGCAACCUCCUGUGUUUCUGGGGUCGGGGCUUGUGUGUUUUACUUCCGGAUCCCACGGCUACGACACCGGAAGCCGGAAGCGGGGGUUUCCUCGGCGGAGAAGGGAAGGGCGACUGCUGAGCCUGGACUUUCUCGGGAGCCCUGCGCCCCUAGGCUAGCGGCCCGCCGCUCCUGCCCUCCUCACGUCUGACGGCCUCUGCUGACAGGUGCUGCUGUGGUGGAUGAGCAGGCACCCCUCAAAGAGCCAGCUGUGUGAGAUGGUGCAGCCUGGCAGCAGCCCAGCAGGGGACCAGGACGAAGAGUCCUCUCUUGGGAAGCCAGCGAUGCUGCAGCUGCAGGCGGAGCAGGGCAGCCCAGAGGCCCUCCAGCGCUGCCUGGAGGAGAAUCAUGAACUCCGAGAUGCCAUCCGGCAGAACAACCAGAUGCUGCGUGAGCGCUGUGAAGAGCUGCUGCACUUCCAGGCCAGCCAGAAGGAGGAGAAGGAGUUCCUCAUGUGCAGGUUCCAGGAGGCCAGGAAGCUGGUGGAGAGGCUGAGCCUGGAGAAGCUGGAGCUGAGGAGGCAGAAGGAGCAGGCAUUGCAGGAGGCGGAGCAGCUGAAGAGAUGCCAGCAGCAGAUGGCUGAGGACAAGGCUUCUGUGAAAGCCCAGGUGACAUCCUUGCUGGGGGAACUCCAGGAGAGCCAGAGCCGCUUGGAGGCCGCCACCAAGGAACGCCAGGCCUUGGAGGCUAGGGCGCGGGCAGCCAGUGAGCAGGCGCGGCAGCUGGAGAAGGAGCGUGAGGCGCUGCAGCAGCAGCACAGUGUGCAGGUGGAUCAGUUGCGCAUGCAGAACCAGAGCGUGGAAGCCGCGCUGCGCAUGGAGCGCCAGGCCGCCUCGGAGGAGAAGCGGAAGCUGGCCCAGCUGCAGGUGGCCUAUCACCAGCUCUUCCAGGACUAUGACAACCACAUCAAAAGUAGCAUGGUGAGCGGCGAGCGCAAGCGAGGGAUGCAGCUAGAGGACCUGAAGCAGCAGCUGCAGCAAGCCGAGGAGGCCCUUGUGGCCAAGCAGGAGGUGAUCGACAAGCUCAAGGAGGAAGCUGAACAGCACAAGACGGUGAUGGAGACAGUGCCAGUCCUGAAGGCACAGGCGGAUAUCUACAAGGCCGACUUCCAGGCAGAGCGGCAGGCCCGGGAGAAACUGGCAGAGAAGAAGGAGGCACUGCAGGAGCAGCUGGAUCAGCUGCAGCGGGACUUCAGCAAGCUCAAGGCCAGCUGCCAGGAGUCAGCCAGGAUGGAGGACCUGAGGAAGCGCUAUGGGGAGGUCCUGCAGUCCACGCUGCCCGCCCCUGCGUACUGCUCCUUUCACAUGCCCAACCAGAGGAGGAGUCCCCCGGAGGAGCCCCGCGACUUUUGCUGUCCCAAGUGCCAGUAUCAGGCGCCUGACAUGGACACUCUGCAGAUCCACGUCAUGGAGUGCAUCGAGUAGGGCCUGCUACUGCCACCUCUGCCUUCUUUCCCAGUCCAGAAUCGAGGACUUGGUGCUACAGAGCAGGCCCCGGGGGUAGCCGCAGGGCCCUGGCCCUGGCCUUUCGCUCUUCUGCUUUUCUCCUUCCCUUCCGUCUGCUGAAAUGCUUGCCUUCCCUGCCACCCCCAGGAGUCCAGGAUGAGACAGGUUCUGAAGACUGGGCGCUUUCCCAGCUGCCCACCCCACGUGCUUCCUCUCCUGGUGGCAACUCCUACCUGGCAGCCGCCCUGUGGUGGUGAGGUAGUGCCACGGAUGUGCCUUUGGGCCCAUCUCUGUUUCUGCCCAUCGAUGACGGUGCCGUGAAAAUGCUGGCGCGCUAAUCACUCGUGUCUUUGGGAUAGAGGUCGAGAGUGGAGCUGUGGCCCCUGAGGACGGGCGGGUGGGCCUCUGGCUUGUGACUGUCCCUGGGCACUCUCCCCGAGAGUGAGCAGGAGCUGGGCCCUUCCACUCUGUAACUGUGAGCUGGCUGUGCUUGUCUCUCAGCCAUUUUCCUAUUGGGUUGUUGCCUUUUCCUUUUUGGUUUUUAGCAGCACUUUGGUCAUUAUGCAAGAGUAUCUUCUGUUCAUGACAGAAACCACAUCUUUUCCCACUCUGCUUUUGCCACCAGUGCAUCUUGGCCUUGAACACCAAGUUUUUUUGUGUUUUUCAUGCAAGGUCUCAUUAUGGAGCCCAGUCUUGCCUCAAACUCCUGAUCCUCGUGCUUCAGCCUUCUGGGUGCAGGGGUGACAGGUAUAUACACUUGCCUGGCAGAGGUUUGUAUUUUUUUAGUCACAUCCAUUUUCUUCCUUGUACUGCUUUGGGCUUAGAGUUGCCAGCCCUCUGUAGUCUCCAGAGGGGUCCUUCGAACUUGUACACCGCUGUUUUACAAGCACCAAAGUGAAUCCUUACCUGCCUAGCAUUUAUUGCCUGGUGUUAGUGGUGGCCACAGUCUAUCACAUGUGAGAAGUCGAUGAUGCCACAUUCUCCACCAGCCCCAAACGCCUUGGCCCUGCCACAGGAGGCCAGGUGACACUGAUGGGUAGGUGAACAGCAGGGCAUUCUUCACUGUGUGCAAGGUUCUAGGCACUUGGAGGAAGGCGCAGCCAUUGUGUUUGGAGGAAGUGGGAAGCUGGGAGUUGGGAAGGCCUGCAGUAGACAUGCAGCCUCUGCCGUGGGCCCUGGGCCCUUUCUGACCUGCCUUGCUCCCCGGCCCAGGGCCUCUUGCUGUGUGCCUGCGGAAGGCCUGUAGCGAUCAGCCCAUGUGUGCAGGGCUGGCCAGCCACGUUUCUGCCUCCCUAAGUCCAGGUGGCUUAGUGUCCUGGCCUUUGGGCAAGUACUGAAGAAACGGACAGCUCUGUCAGUGACACUGCAUUCCGUUUCCUGUCUUGCAACUUUCUGCAAGAGCGCUGUUCAUAGUCUGGUGGCUUAAAACAGCAAAGACACAUUCUCUCAUGUUUUGGAAAUCAGAAAUUGAAGGCAAGUUUUUUCUUCAGUUUCCUUGAGGCAAGAUUUUACUGUGUAGCCCAGGGUGGCCUGGAAC